AUGAGGGUGGGUUAUUAUGUGAACAACGAUUACGACGAGGAACAGCUGAGAGAAGAGCCCCCAGCAAAGCUAUUGCUUGACAGGGUGCAGAGAAACAUUUUGGCCGACAAGCCCCGUGUCACCAAGUUCCCCAUCAACUUCCACCCUGAACCUGGCACGAGCGCAGAACAGCCGCAGCAGGAUGCAGAACAGCAGCAGCAACCGACUUCACCGGAACCACAGACGGCUCCGGUAGAGCCACAGAUGGCGCCACUAGAGAACGUCACGUGUGACGAGAUUAAGCCCAUUGCCGCCGGCCAAUGA
Triticum turgidum subsp. durum (durum wheat) is the source of this 303-nucleotide messenger RNA. Lineage: Eukaryota; Viridiplantae; Streptophyta; Magnoliopsida; Poales; Poaceae. The record is from the annotation of a GenBank genome assembly.